AUGUCAGGCCCAGACGACAAAUCUGAGGGGCUUAUUCCAGUCAAAGCCGAGACGGAUGUUUCGAUCAAGGCUGAGGAACCUGGUUUCAUCGAGAUCGAGGUGCCUGUUUUCGUCAAGGCUGAGGGGCCAGGUCUCAUCAAGACUGAGGAGGAUACCGCAUGUGACUACAAGAUACCUUUACCAAGUAAAACGGCGGCCCAGGCUGCAGUCGACGAAGCCUUGCAAACAAUUGAGGACAGGCUUGACAAGGGGGAUAUGCAGGCGUGCAAGGACUUUGAAGAGUUUCGUGAAGCCACGCUGUCAUUUGGGGUCAAUAACUGUAAGCCAGUGGAGGGAAAGUGGAAGCUCAAAGGCUUCAAAACACCACUUUACAAUCACCAGUUGAUAGGGGUGAGAUGGAUGUGUUCCCGAGAGUUCCACCCCCGCGGGUCCAAUGGAGGGAUCCUCGCCGACGAAAUGGGUCUCGGGAAGACAGUUCAGCUCCUGGCGUGCAUGUCACAAAACCCGCCUAGUAGUCGCCGGGACAAAACCCAAAAAACCCUCAUCAUUGCGCCAGAGAAGCUGUUGACGCAGUGGUAUCGGGAGAUAUUUGAUCAUUGCGACGACAAAGGCCUGCGAGUGUUGGUCUACAAAAACACCAAUGCAAUGGCCGAUGAUGAGUGCGCCAAUAGUGAUAUCAUAAUCACGAAUUAUGCACAAGUUCAACGCCAAGCUAGCAAAGGCCUCGCCGAAUGUGAGGAGUCGGAGGAGAGUGAGGAUCCUUCAGAUUUUCGAGAGAUCUCCCUGAAGCAGAAACUGCACCGGCAUGGCCCCCCGUUGUUUCGCAUCAACUACUACCGCAUCGUUCUAGAUGAGGCCCAUGCGAUUAAUAACAGGGAGAGCAGCACGUCCCUCGCCUGCAGAUACCUCACAGGCAAAUAUCGCUGGGUUCUAACGGGAACCCCGCUGACCAACACCACAGCAGAGGUAUUUCCCUACCUUGACUUCUUGGGCACCAAGUUCAAGAAGUACGAUACCUUCGUUCAGGCUAUGGGGGGCGUCAAGGGCAAGAUGGGAGACAUGGAAGAACUUCAGAAAACGCUAUCGGAACUUAUUCUGAGACGUCGUGUUGACACGCAACUGAUGGGCGCACCCAUUCUUCAGAUUCCCAAGGCACAUCCGGUUCAGGUUGUCACGGUUAACUUUUCCCCUUUUGAGAUGGAAGCAUACGGGAAAACAAACCGGAGACAGAUGGCGUUGGAGGUACGACGCCAAGCGUAUCAAGACGCCGGUCAACCAUAUGAUCCCGGACCAGAAAAGGGUACAAUGCAAAAGAUUGUCGAUCAUCUCCAAUUCUUCACCUCGCAUCCAGCCCUUGUUGAGCCUGACUGGUAUGAGGACCAGGAGAACCAAGACAAGUCUAGGCUGCCGGAGCUCAGUGAGGUCAAAUGCAACUGCUUCUGCAGAUAUUGCCGGCGAGUCGUGACCCCGGCCUCUAAAUUGGCUGAUUGCGGCCACCCGUUCUGCGCCUCAUGUUUCGGUAACCUCAUAUCCCGUCAUCACAACAAGGAGAAAGCCUGUUGCCCGAGCUGCAACAAGCCAGUCGGUUCUGGUAGAUCAGGCAAGGGCAGCUGUCCGAGUCAUCAGGGCAUGCCUAUCCUGCCUCGCGAUAACGGGCACACUUACCGCCACUUUGGUGACGAUGACAAUGGGUUUCAGCCACGGUUCAGUAAGCAUCAAGAAACCACAGGGAAAGGGACGAAAAAGAAGGCACGCAGAGCGAAGUCUGGCAAGAAGAAGAGGCAUCCAUGGAAGAGAAUAAAAGCAACCAAGACGAAUAAUAAGGGGGGAAAGCAGAAGAGACAAACUGUCCAAACAGUGCAGCAAACACGCGCCAACACGCUCAAUUUCAUGAAGGGCGUCGACUCCCAUCCUUGGGAUCCAGUGCCGCACAGCGCUAAAACGAAGGCGACACUUGACCUAAUCGACGGAUGGCAAUCUGAAGCGCCAGAGGAUAAGAUUAUCAUCUUUGUGCAAUGGAUCCCGAUGCUCUCGAUUUUGGGCCGCAUGCUUACACAGAGCGGAUACCGGUUUGUGUACUUCUGGGGCGACCUGGACCAAAACGACCAAGAGCAGUCUCUAAAGACCUUCAGGAAGGUCCCGGCCGUGAAGAUCAUGCUGGCAUCUAUCACCUGCACCGCACACGGUCUGAACCUCACUGUGGCGAGCCGGGCCAUCAUGUAUGACCACUGGUGGAAUGUCUGUCGCCAGCAGCAAGCCUUCGGAAGAAUUCACCGUAUUGGACAAACCAAGGAAGUGCAUACGGCCAAGAUUGUGGUUGCAGGCUCUGUGGAUGAGAGGAUUAUUCAAAUUCAGCAGGAUAAGGAGACUGCUAUUUCUGGGGUUAUGGAUGGCAUGGACGAGAUCAAGAAGCGGCCAAUCUCGAUAGCUAAGGAGAUCCUGGGGUUGGGGGAUCUUUCAGACUCUAUCGAUGAAAAUGCUGAUAUAGAUGAGGACGAGGAUUACUACGAGGAUAGCGAUGACGAGGAUGAUGAUGAGGAGGAGACUGAUAGCGAGAGCGAAUCCACUAGUGAUGAGAGUGGCAGUGAGAGUGGCUCCGGUAGUGGCAGCUAUGAUGAUAACGAGGAUGAUGGAGAGCACUCGGGGUCGAAGUCGGAUUAG
Messenger RNA from Podospora pseudopauciseta, 2661 nucleotides. RefSeq lists its product as uncharacterized. The transcript is spliced from 4 exons. The record is from RefSeq and is a predicted model, not a curated record. Gene Ontology annotation, molecular function: ATP-dependent chromatin remodeler activity; ATP binding. Lineage: Eukaryota; Fungi; Ascomycota; Sordariomycetes; Sordariales; Podosporaceae. Gene Ontology annotation, cellular component: nucleus. Gene Ontology annotation, biological process: DNA repair. Bases 1 to 2661 code for a protein of 886 amino acids.